Molecule: messenger RNA, 1218 nt
Organism: Suillus discolor
Lineage: Eukaryota; Fungi; Basidiomycota; Agaricomycetes; Boletales; Suillaceae
Product: major facilitator superfamily domain-containing protein
Exons: 11
Coding region: 1-1218 (405 amino acids)
Biological process (GO): transmembrane transport
Cellular component (GO): membrane
Molecular function (GO): transmembrane transporter activity
Source: RefSeq, a predicted model, not a curated record
AUGGAGAAGAGGCUUCUCCGUAAGUUGGACCUUCGAGUAGCAUUCCUAGUUCUGGUUUACAUCAUGAACAUCGUGAUGAGGCUGCGUGGUUUCGAGGAGGAUCUUGGCAUGAUGGGGAACCAAUUGAAUACGCUCACCAGCAUCCUUUAUGUGGGGUAUCUGUUGAUGCAGGCUCCUUCCAACAUGAUCUUGGAAAGGCCGUCAUUAUACCUCUCGAGCUGUAUGAUAAUGUGGGCUGCGAUCACCAUGUACAUUAGUACAUAUCAUGCCGCUCUUAUCUUGCGCUUUUGGCUUGGAUUCGUGGAGGCAACAUUCAUUCCUGGAGCUGUAUUCCUUCUUUCACGAUGGUACAAGCACAAUGAACUAGGUUUACGCAUGGCACUUCUUUACUGCGGCGGCUUCGCCUGUGAUGCUUUUGGCGCCCUUAUUACGUCGGGAAUUUUAGGUGGCCUAGACAGUAAAUUAGGUUUUAUGGCAUGGAGGUGGCUCUUCUUUGUGGAGGGCGCUUUGACUAUCGUGGUCGCAGUGUCUGCAAUCUGGAUUAUACCCGAUUUUCCUUCAACGCCGAGCGUCUGGCUUUUGUCUGAUGAACAGAUCCUGGCCAAACAACGGAUGGGGGAAGAAGUUGUGGCCAGAAUUGAACAGGAAGGCAAGCCUGAAGAGGAAUCUUCUGGCCUUGCUGAGGCCCUUACGGAAUGGAGGGUACGGUGGCUUGGUGUUGCUCUUCAUUUGAUGCUAUCCUCGAUCCUCUUGCUCUGCGCACCUCCAUGGAUUCUAGGAGUUGCAACCACAUUCGUUGUGGCCAGGCAUUCCGAUGUGACUGGCGACCACUUCUGGCAUAUCGUUGGCCCUCUACUUGUCGGUAUCGCUGGGUUUAUUCUCGCAAUGUCUACAAUGAACACGGUUGUGCGACAUCCGUCACUAUUUUUUAUCGCUCAGACGGCAGUCGCCUACGUUGUCUCUCUAACCUGGUCGAAACGCGCUGCAGCCAUCGCACUAAUAAACUCCAUGGGAACAUCUGGCUUCAUUAGUUCCUCAUACUUUUGGCCGUCCAGUUGGGGACCUUCAUACGUGAAUUCAUGUCUCAAUUUCACCUUGGCAAGCGGCGUGUCUGUGAUGUUAUGGGUAUUUAGGGGACACCUUUCCCGGUGUAAUGAAGCUGCUGAAGCUGAAGAACAAGUCUCAGGGCUACCCGAGGGUUUUAGAUAUCUCCUCUAG